AGUGUGUUGAAGUAAGGCCCAAAUAGAAUUACCCAAGGAACUAGCAUCGCUUUCCUUGGUGCUGCGCAAGAGAAGAGAGAGGGAGUAAUGGACAGAGACGAAGCAGAAACCAUGGAGAAUGUGGAAUUCGAUGCUUCUGAGAUUGAGUACGUUAGUUACGGUGGCGAGCAUCACCUCCCUCUCGUAAUGAACCUGGUGGACCAAGAACUCAGCGAACCUUAUUCCAUCUUCACGUACCGUUACUUCGUCUAUCUCUGGCCUCAGCUUUCAUUCCUGGCGUUCCACAAGGGUAAAUGCGUGGGCACCGUGGUAUGUAAGAUGGGGGAACACCGUAACACUUUCAGAGGCUACAUUGCUAUGCUGGUUGUCAUCAAGCCCUACAGAGGAAGAGGCAUUGCUACGGAGCUUGUUACUAGGUCUAUCAAGGUGAUGAUGGAAUCAGGUUGCGAAGAGGUUACAUUAGAAGCGGAAGUGACAAAUAAAGGAGCACUGGCACUGUAUGGUCGCCUUGGCUUUAUUAGGGCCAAGCGGCUCUUUCACUACUAUUUGAAUGGAGUUGAUGCUUUCCGUCUGAAACUUUUAUUUCCCCGCUCAGAGUUGCACCCAUCUCUGCCUAUGAUGGCAGAUAAAUACGAGAGCCACAUGCAAAGUGAUCAUGGUGAUGCACCAUUUAAAGAAUGAUUUGGUUCUGUAUUUUGAGGAAACACCUUGGGCAUAUUGCUGUUGUAUUAAUCACGCAUAUCAAUUAUUGUACAAUUUUUUGCAGAAUAACUCCUUUAUGUGAAAUGACUAUCUAUAUAGAAAAAACAUCAAGUGCUUUAGGAUCAAUGUUAAGCUUUUUUUGGGGAUGAAAAGUCAAAUGACUUGAAUCAAUACGAGAAGGUCGUGUUCAAAUUUUGAAUACAACAUGUUCAAUAUUUAUUGAGAGAAAUAAGCAUAAAUUUUGAACCUUGUAUACUAUGUACGUAACGUAAGAGAGGAUUUAUUUCCUGAUGUCUUAA
Glycine soja is the source of this 1001-nucleotide messenger RNA. RefSeq names its product N-alpha-acetyltransferase MAK3-like. The transcript is spliced from 4 exons. The coding region runs from base 88 to 681 and encodes 197 amino acids. NCBI's taxonomy places the organism in Eukaryota, Viridiplantae, Streptophyta, Magnoliopsida, Fabales, Fabaceae. Gene Ontology annotation, molecular function: protein-N-terminal amino-acid acetyltransferase activity. Gene Ontology annotation, cellular component: NatC complex. Gene Ontology annotation, biological process: N-terminal peptidyl-methionine acetylation. The record is from RefSeq and is a predicted model, not a curated record.